This is a messenger RNA of Penicillium paradoxum, 1758 nucleotides long. Its product is annotated as CoA-transferase family III. Bases 1 to 1758 code for a protein of 585 amino acids. The record is from RefSeq and is a predicted model, not a curated record. Lineage: Eukaryota; Fungi; Ascomycota; Eurotiomycetes; Eurotiales; Aspergillaceae. The transcript is spliced from 2 exons. Gene Ontology annotation, molecular function: catalytic activity.
AUGCACGAGACGAUUGCCGGAGAUGAGGUCUACGGACCCGGAACCUAUAUCGACAAGUAUGUACUUUCCGUACCGGAAGAUGCCCGUCGAAUCUUCGAGCUCCUCGCGUCGAGAACACCCGGUUUCACAAAGGAUCCUGCUCUAUGGAACACUGUCAAGUUUGAAGGCCGACCGGAACCCAUGGUUCCCGGUCCGAUGAAGUCCCCCGUCGUGACAGCCGCUCUGCAUGCCAUGUGUGGAGUAGUUGGAAACGAACUCCUGGAGUUGCGGGAUGGAAACCUGGCCAAGGAAGCAAGCGUGACGGUGGACACAGACCAUGCUGGGAUAUGGCUUGCAUCGACGUUUACCGCAUAUGUGAAUGGCAAAGAUAUUUCGACUCUCGCACGGGCCCAAGAACUCUCCAAGAUAUUUGACAGGGAUUUCGAGCAAGGUUUUGGUGUAGGGCCAUUGGCUGCUCGAGCCACUGCAUUAUAUCCCACAAAGAAUUCUGGGGUGUGGUAUCAACUUCACGGAUCUUUGGAUGCAAGCAAGACACUUUGUUCGAUGGGCAUCGAUAUGAACGUGCCAUUGAAAUCCCUCACAGAGGGAUAUGAAUAUAUUCGAGAACAUAUGCAGAAAUGGAGUCCCGAUGAGCUCGAGAUGCAUAAUGUGAGACAUGGUCUGUGUGGAAGUAUCUGCUACUCUCCUGAAGGCUGGAGGAAGACCGAAAUGGGAAAGCGACUUGCUGAAUAUCCACUCAUCAACUAUACGCGCGAGUCAUAUGCGCAACCGACUCCUCCGGUUCCUAUGGUUCAGCUGCCUGAUCGUCGGCCUUUGGCUGGGAUCAAGGUUGUGGAAAUGGUGCGGAUCAUCGCUGGUCCUACUAUCGGCGUGAUUCUUGCAUCUUUCGGUGCGGAUGUUAUCCGUGUCAACUGUAGUAGAUUAGCAGAUCUAAAUGUUCUCCAACUCACACUCAACGCCGGAAAACGCACGAUCGAUCUCGAUAUUGGAACAGAGGAGGAUAUGGCGCGACUGAAGGAGCUUGUUGGCGAGGCAGAUGUGUUUGUCCAGGGUUUUCGCUAUGGAUCACUAGAUCGCAAGGGACUCGGCCUACAAAGCAUGCUGAAUAUGGCAACCAAAAGAAACAAGGGGGUAAUCUACGUUGAUGAGAACUGCUAUGGUCCAUCUGGACCUUUUGCCGAGAGACCUGGCUGGCAGCAGAUUGGAGAUGCUGCAUCAGGUGCUUCAUAUGUGAUGGGUCGCUCAUUGGGAUUUGAUGAAGGAAUGAGCGUCCUUCCACCAUUGCCGGUCUCUGAUAUGACUACUGGGGUUGUCGGUGCUCUGGCGACAAUGUUAGCUAUUCGGGAUAGAGCCCAGAAAGGAGGCUCAUAUCACGUUGUAAGCUCGCUUGUGGCGGGAGACGCCAUUCUUGUCGAUGCUGAGGUUGGCCUCUAUCCAGUUGAAGUGGUACAGAAAACACUCAAUACGUUCAAAUUUGCGCGGCCGUCUCCAGACCAAUUUGUGUCGGAGAUUAUGAUCCAGGUAAUUGAUGGAUGGAAGAGGGUGUUCCCGCAAUAUCUUGCUCAAGGCUCGCCAUUUAUGAUGAAAUUUGAGAAUAGCCCGUGGGGCCGGAUGGAUAUGUUAAGGCCGGUGGCCAGACUGAACGACAAGGAAGCAAGUCCCACUUGGAAGAAUGCUCCUGUACCGAACUGCCAUCAUGACCAAAGCAUCACCUGGCAUGACCAUCUUGUAGGCAGAGUUCCCGAAUUGUCAUAUUAG